Molecule: messenger RNA, 919 nt
Organism: Tarenaya hassleriana
Lineage: Eukaryota; Viridiplantae; Streptophyta; Magnoliopsida; Brassicales; Cleomaceae
Exons: 1
Coding region: 268-687 (139 amino acids)
Source: RefSeq, a predicted model, not a curated record
GCAUAUACAUGAACACACCCGCAGAGUGAAACAUUGGACCAAUCAUGAUGUACUCUUUGCCUCUUACGAACAACGCAUUCACUCCAACCUCCCCAUGUGCCUUCACAUGCUUCCCCAAUUCCAAAACCCUAAAUUAUUUGAAUUUGGAAUUAAAAAAAUGACUCCAAAAUUCGAAUUUCCCAUAUUUAAUUUCAAUCCCGAUUCCGUUCGCAAACUCUUACCACAUUCUCUCUCGCGUUCUCUUCUUCUUUUCUUCCAUCGAUCUCCAUGGAUCUUCGCAGGACCAGAGCACCUUCAUCGUCGUUAUCGACGGCAGUGACAUUGACAUUCACUUGUGUUCUCUCUCUCUCCGUCUCCUCCUUCAUCUCCAUCUCCGCCGCGAAAUCAAGCACCAACAACAACAUCUCGGUCAUCGCCGUCGUCGUCGUUUCCGUCGCCGUCGCUGUCACAGCGGCGAUUCUUCUCCUGACGGCGGCGCGAGCGACGAUGGUAGCGUGGAUCACGGUGCUGGUGCUCCUGGCUUUCUCCGGCAAGCGACGCCGCGUUUUGGCGCGGGAAGGAAAGAGGAUAACGGCGGAUGUGGCGGUGGGUUUGGUGGAGGUUUUGGUGAGAGAGAAAGGUAUCGUCGCCGUGGCUUGCGCUGUCGCCGUCAGCUUCAUGGCGGUGGUUGGCGUCAGAGAGAUGUGAACCUUCGACUUAGAAAGAUGAAAAAAAAAAUCUUUUAUGGCUUUUUUGUUUAUUUUUUCUUUCCUAUUUAAUGAUAUAACCAUAUGCCAUAUGGCAUGAGAAGUCAAUGGGUUAAUUUCGAACAGAAUAGCUACUAGCAUACAUAUGUUUUUUUUAAUAAAUUGUAAAAAUCUCGUAUUUUUUUUGUAAUAUCGUAAAUUUACGGGGUGGAGAAUAUAAUUAAUAUUUGUUA